AUGGAUCAACGGCAAUACAAAGCAAACGGCACCCAUUAUUCGAAAUUCCAAACUUAUCUCACUGCCUCUGAAUACUUUCUUCAACAACGCAACUUGGAAGAUUGUCGUAAUUACGCUUUAAAAGCCAUUGAAAUCGACCCAAAUCAAACUUCCCCUUCACAAAUACUCGCUAUUGCGAAUGUAUUACUUCUCUCUACCACCAUUAACGAAGACCCAAAUUACUAUUCUAUCCUUAACCUUCCUCUCUACACUCAAAACCAACAACUCAUCAAGACCCAUUUCACGAACGUUACGAAUCUAUUAAACCCUAACAAGAAUCGGUACCCAUUUGCUUCUGAAGCUUUUGGGGUUGUACUCAGAGCUUGGUCUGUUCUUUCGAACCCGACCCAGAAGACCCUUUUCGAUAACGGGUUGAAAAAUAAGGAAAAAGGGAGGAAUACUUUUUGGACUGUGUGUCCGUACUGUUACUAUGUGUAUGAGUUUUUGAAGGAUUAUGAAGAUUGUUGUUUGAGGUGUCAGAAUGAGAAAUGUAGAAGAGUGUUUCAUGGGGUAUCGAUUGUGGGCCCACCUCCGCCGCCUGAGGUGGCGGAGAAGGGUGAGUAUCAUUGCUUUGGGUUCUCUGUUUUGGGUGAGUAUUUGUGGUCCCCUUUUGUGGCGACGAAGACUAAUGAGAAUAAUGUUGAGUCUGAAAUUGUGAGAGAAAAGACUAACGAGAAGAAAGCUGUGGAUGAGUUCAUUGAAAUUUCUGAUGAUGAUGAAGAAAAGGAUGAAAAUGGGGGAAAGGAGAAAUCUUUAGGGGUCGAAGAGAUAAUUGUGGAAACUAAUGGUGGAGAAGUGGAUAAAGGGUGUACAAGUAUAGGAGGUAAUUUGAAGAAAAAGAGGAUAAAAGUGGUGGCAAAAAGUUCAAAUAAGGUGCUAGGAAAAGGGGACAAAGUGAACAUGAAUGAGAUUGUUUAUAAUGUUGAGGGAAAUGAUGAUUUUGAGUUUGGUAAUGUGGGAGAAAAGACUAAUGAGAAUACUGUUGAGUUUGGUAACGUACGAGAAAAGACUAAUGAGAAUACUAUUGAGUUUGGUAACGUGGAAGAAAAGACUAAUGAGAAUAUUGACGAGUUUGGUAACGUGGAAGAAAAGACUAAUGAGAAUACUGUUGAGUUUCGUAACAUGGAAAAAAAGACCGAUGAGAAUACUGUUGAGUUUGGUAACCCCGGAGAAAAGACUAAUGAAAAUAAUGUUGAGUUUGGAAUUGUGGGAGAUAAUAAUGUUGAUUUUUUUAUGGGAGAGGAUGAUAUAUAUGUGAGGAUGCAAGAAGGUUUUGAUAUUGGGACAUUGUUCUUUUGA
This is a messenger RNA of Solanum dulcamara, 1338 nucleotides long. RefSeq lists its product as uncharacterized. The record is from RefSeq and is a predicted model, not a curated record. The transcript has a single exon. Bases 1 to 1338 code for a protein of 445 amino acids. NCBI's taxonomy places the organism in Eukaryota, Viridiplantae, Streptophyta, Magnoliopsida, Solanales, Solanaceae.